CUGCACCAAAGGAGAGGCGACUUCCAGAGUCUGUUCCCAGCACUGCGCUCUGCGACCUUCACCUUCGGUGCUGUGCUGCGCUUCUGGGAGCCAAAGAGGAUCCAGAUCACCGGUUUGUGCUAUGUGAGUACUUCGUCUAACAGGAUGGCUGGAAGACCCAAGAAGUCUUUGUUUGUGUUAGGAUUCACUCUCCUCUGUCUGAACACGGUUAUUUCAUCCAAAACAGCACCCAAAACACCAACUAUUGAUCAGGCAUAUUCAAAAAUCAGCAAUAGUAUCACCGUAGAGUGGACGACUGUGCCAGGGGCCACAAGUUAUUUGCUCACAGCUGAAGAUGGGGACACAGUCAUCGAGACCACGGUGGCCAGUUCCCCAGGCACUGUGACAGGCCUGAAGGCUGCGACCUUGUACCAAAUCACCAUCCGAUCCAUCAGUGCCUCUGGACAAAGCGAGGCUUCGUCCCCAAAGCAGGCGAAGACAGUGUUGGCUGCACCAAUUCUGGAAGUUGGCUCUCUGAGUCCAGACUCCAUCCUUGUGAGGUGGGAUGCCGUGUACAUGGCCAUCGGCUUCUCUGUGUCGGUUAUGCGAGCCAAUGGCUUGGGUAGAAUUUGGAAGGAGAAUACCACAAACACCUCCUUGACCUUCAGCAGUUUAGAUGCUGGGACUCUCUACACUAUAAAGGCCUAUGCGUGGAAUGCCAAUGGAAUCCCUGGGGAUGACUCCACCUGCAACCAGAGAACCAGUCCUCGUGCCCCUGCCAAUAUUCAAGUCGUCUUUGACAGCGGGGCCCUGAAGGCUUCUGUUUCAUGGACACCAACAGAAGGAGCGUUCAACUACACCGUGAUGGCGUCCAGCGAUUCUUCCCAGCGGAGUUGCAGCACAGCUCUGAGUUCCUGUAGCAUCGGUUCCCUGCAGUGUGGAACGGAGUACCUGAUUUCUGUCUCGGCCAGUAACGACGCUGGGUCCAGCAGGUCAUCCUCUGCAGUGACCCUGAAGACCGUGGCUUGUGCACCUGGGAGAGUGACAAUCCAAGAAGACCCCCCUGGUCACUUGUCCGUGGCUUGGUCUAAUGUAGAGCUGGGCGAUUACUAUGUGGCUUUCGUGAAGAGUGACGAUGGCCUGGAAGUACACUGCAAUACUUCCCUCACUCAGUGCACCUUCCUGUCCGAAUGUGGCUUCACAUACUUCAUUAGUGUAUUCGCCUAUAACAAAGCAGGACAGAGCCCCCUGGGUGAUGUGUUCAAUUACACCACAGCUCCCUGUUGUCCUAAUGACAUUAGCCCGGUGUUGGUGUCCAGUGACAGAGUGGAAAUCGCCUGGUCUCCUGUGCGUGGUGCCGAACUCUAUGAAACCAAGGCCAUAGCUGGGUACAGUGUGGUGGAGUGCAACGACCCUGCUCCUGCUUGCACCCUCUCUGCUUUGGAUUGUGACACCAAGUACAACAUCACGGUGUAUUCCUUCAGCGAGGUCCGGGGCAGCAAUCUGUCCUGCUCUUCCCGCUACAUCACCACGGCCCCUUGCAGUCCUGAGAUAAAAAAUAUUUCAAAGGAUGCAUUCUCCACGAUUAAUGUGCACUGGCGAUCUACCAAUGAAGGCGCUACUUACACGGUGACUGCCCAUGGGCAGAGGGGGCUGUUCCGGUGUAGCAGUACCGGGGAGACUUGCAUUAUUGAGGGCCUGCCCUGCGGCUCUGUGUUCUCCGUCACGGCCGUGGCCGAAACUCGGGCGGGAAAGAGCCUGCCCAGCUACAGCGUGCCCCUGGAAACAGUGCCGUGCUGUCCAGCUGGUCUGACAGCAGCUCAGGUCUCCCAGUCUCUAAUCAACGUGAGCUGGACUCUUGGGACAGCGGCUCAAACCUACGUGACGGUGCUGGAGUCACACAUCGGACAGUCUAAGUGUCACACCCGUCAGAACCACUGCCUUCUGGGAUGCGUUGCGUGCGGCAUCAACUACACGGUGGCACUAAAGGCCAUUAGCCCCACUGGGCUGACCGCAGACUGUGCCCACCAAAGUUAUUCCUCCAGUGCCUGCUGCCCGCUGGGGGUCAAAUUAUAUAGGCUGGGCCCUAACGGCAUCCGGAUCUACUGGCAAGCCUCCAGGGGCUCUGCCAAUUACAGUACUGACCUCUAUGGUUCCAAAGGCAUCUUCACGUGUGCCCCAAGUGCUGGCCUAAGUUUCUGCGAUGUCACCGACAUCCCCUGUGGGGACGUGUACACUGUGAUGGUCUCACCAGUUGCUGAAACAGGACUGAAGCUUACGUUCUGUCCAAAGAAGAUAUAUUCAGUCACCUGUUCUGGAAGUACACUUGGGAUGGUGAUUUACAGAGGGAAGAGGAACGACACGGUGGGCCCCAGGUAAAAACAGACUCUCCGCGAGGUGAGUAGUGAGAAUUCAUUCUGUAUGAUUCCACGGCAAAAAUUUGUCCUCCGUUUUAAAGACUCUUCUCAUUUCUCCUGCAGAGCCCCUGGGUUGUUCACGAGCAGCGACGGAAAGAAGCUAUUUAGAACACAGAAUGCCCGUAGGAUAGGAAAGGCCCCACUGGCCUUUACCGGAGUAAUUCGUACUCUGUAUUUGACAGGGCAAGGUCAAGUGUGUCAUCAGCUGCAGAGAAGUCGAGAUGAGCUGUGGAGGGGAGAGAACGGUACGGAGGAACAAUCCAGGAAGGCCCUGGAAGGCUGCCAGAGUGAGUCAGCUCAUCGUCAGAGCCUGCAAGCAUAAAAGCUCUGCUUAGCAGAAAUUUGUUCCGAGGCUUCACAUCGCGACGCACCACAGAACGUUGCCCACCCCAACCCCAUGUAGCUCAGGCUGGCGUUGAAUUCUGGAUCCUUCUGCCGCAGCCUCCCAGAGUGCUAGGAUUACAGGCACGCGCCUUUUUGCCCAGCACUCCAUUAUAGACUUUAACAUGUCCUGUUCAUGAGUGUCUCAACAGCUUGCCAUACAGCAUCCUCCCCGCGGGAAGGAUGGGCGUGUACCCCCACAGCAGUCAGGUCACCCUCAGGAGGACAGCAUCCACCCCAAGACACGCCUCAGUUGGGACUUUUUAGCUGGAGUCCUUUAGCAGCAGUUGCUAGGGCAACGUGGGGGUAACAAACGCCCUCAGCACAAGUUCCCGGGGAAGCUGAGCUGCCUGCCUGCAGACUUCACUGAGUCAGAGCAGCAUGUGAGAAGACAUCUGCCAGAGCCUCUGGGAAAAGCAGAACCGCAGGCCUGUGGCUGGAAAGGUUGCCAUGACGCUCUCAGGGUGGAGCGGCAGCCAAGGGCAGAGUCUGAGACCGUGGCCGACUGACAUACACACACAGCUUUCCAGGGGUUCCUCAAUCUUGUAGCCUGUUCUGUACGCUCCCCUCACAUUGUAAUGGCUUCUUUCCAUGUUUGGAGAGAAAAAGCAGUGCUAUAUAACAUAAAGCUGUUGUACCUAGAACAAUGUCUGUCUAAUGCCAGAAGCCUGAUUUUAGAAUCGUGUGAAUAAGAUUUGUCUCGCACGUGCGCACGCAGCCGUGGUACUCAGUCCUCAGAGGAGUGCCUCUAGGGUCUGAAGAAAUGACUCAGUUGUUAAGAGGACAGGCUGUUCUUGCAGAGGACCUGGGUUCCAUUCCCAGCCCCCACAUGGUAGCUCACAACCACGUGUGACUCUUCUUCUCUUGUUCCGGGGUGGUGAUGGUGGUGGUGGUGGUGAUCCAUAUCCUCGUCUGGCCUCUGAGAGCCUUGGGCACACAAGUGGUACACAGACACCCAUGCAGAAAAGAUACCCACACUUUAAAAGAAAUCAUGUUUUUAAAAGCGUAGCUAUGGAGUCAAGAAUGUGUGUGCUUGGAGGCAACUCUAAAACACUGCCCAGAGGAACUGGAGCGUGAAGUUAGACAUGAGGCCAGAGAGGAAGAGAGAGCAAGCUUCCCUUCCUGCAGCUCCUCUCCAAGGAAACCAAUCAAAAUCCAACAGAGAGGAUGAAUUUUGUUUUUUGUU
This is a messenger RNA of Peromyscus californicus insignis, 3963 nucleotides long. RefSeq names its product fibronectin type III domain containing 7 (gene Fndc7). Gene Ontology annotation, molecular function: protein binding. The record is from RefSeq and is a predicted model, not a curated record. NCBI's taxonomy places the organism in Eukaryota, Metazoa, Chordata, Mammalia, Rodentia, Cricetidae. Bases 145 to 2358 code for a protein of 737 amino acids. The transcript is spliced from 12 exons.